Molecule: messenger RNA, 1335 nt
Organism: Linum tenue
Lineage: Eukaryota; Viridiplantae; Streptophyta; Magnoliopsida; Malpighiales; Linaceae
Source: the annotation of a GenBank genome assembly
AUGGCGAUUAAAGAUGGUUGUGGCACUAGCUUCUGGUUGGACCGGUGGGUGGGGGAUGGUGAGCCACUGCUGGAUCGGGCCUUGGACUCCGCCCGCAACCUUGACCCCGGGCAGCCUGUCGCCGCGUUUGUGAAUACCCGAGGUGAGUGGAAUGUUGAGUUAUUGGCAGAAUUCUUACCCCCGGAUGCUAUCUCGCAGGUGAUUGGGGUUCAACCUCCUAUUGCUGGGUCGGGCGAGGAUGUCGCCAUCUGGUUCCCAGAAGAUGACGGGAGGUUCCGCGUGCGUUCGGCUUAUGAUUUAGCAACCAACGAGGAGGAGCUGGCACGGGACUUCGACUGGCGCACCAUCUGGCGGUGGGAGGGGCCUGCCCGCAUUAGACAUUUCCUUUGGCUAGCUGCUCGGGAACGCUUGCUGACAAACGGAGAACGAGGCCGGCGCCAUCUUACGGAAGAUACUGCUUGCCCCCUUUGCCGAACAGAUUCCGAGUCGGUCCUGCAUGUGUUGCGGGACUGCAGUUUUUCCAGGUUAAUAUGGUUGCAGCAAAUCCCUUCUUCUGAAUGCCAACCCUUCUUCGGAGCGAACCUGCAUGAUUGGCUACUUCACAACCUCCGGAGCCAGAAUAACAGUCUCGAGUUUGGUAUUACCUGCUGGUCCCUGUGGAGGACCAGAAAUGAUCGCGUCUUCGCAGGCAAGAUCAUCACCCCUGAAACCUUUUUGCACCGUGUCCGGGCUUGGGUACCUGUAGUGAGGAAUGCCUUGGACAAGGACAGGAUCAUCAAUAAGCCUAGUCCGCCUGCUAGAACGGAGGAGCAGAUCGCUUGGAAGCCGCCUCCUCCCGAGUGGGUUUGCCUCAACUCCGACGGCUCCGUUCUUCCUGAGACAGGCCUCGGCGCUGCUGGUGGCCUUAUCCGCGAUCAUACAGGACGCUGUCUCUCAGCGUUCACUUUGAACCUGGGUGCGUGCACUAUAACCCAGGCGGAGUUGAGAGGUGCAGUGGAAGGUUUACAGGUGGCGUGGGACAGGGGUUAUCGCAAGGUGCGGGUCCAACUUGAUUCGCAGUGCGCUGUCCAUCUCAUUGGCCGGACCGAUACCGAGGAGCAUCAUUGUGCAGCUAUCCUAGCUCGGUUCAGAGAGCUCCGGUCUAGACCCUGGGAAGUGGAAGUAGAGCAUGUGUAUAGAGAAGGUAAUAGAUGUGCUGAUUUUCUGGCUAGUCGUGGGCAUGUGGUUCCAUUUGGCUUUCAUGAGGUUGUAAGCUCCGACCCGAUGCUUUCGUAUUGGAUCAUGUAUGACUGUCAGGGGGUCUCCGAACCCCGGUUGGUUUUGAAUGAAAGAUAG